AGGGGCUCCCUGCGAGCUCGGCGCUGAGCUGCCAGGCGACAUCCUUCCUGGUCAUCCUUGCCCCGCAGCCAUCCUAGUCCAGCGAGCCCCUCCUCCGCUGGCCAGGACGACUCCAAACUCGCGCCCGACCCUGGCCCUGCAGCUUCAGCCCCUGAUUUCGGACCCUCAGACCCAGGUUCGGGGCUGAGCCGCGUGCGCCCCUGGGCUCCGAGCCCACAGCCUUCACCUCCCCGGGGCGCGGGGCGCAGUCGGGGCUGAGCUGCUGCCCCCCAGACACGGUGCUGCCACCUUCCCCGGCCCCAUCUCCGCCGAUCAUCCUCACCCAGGACCCCACACCUAGCCCGGCUCUCGCCUCCCGCGCUCCCGCUGGAAGGAUGGGCGCCUGCAAUCUGAGUGCACCCGGGCUCCUGCUGCUCCUGGGGCUGCAGCUGCUGCUGCUCCCCGGGCCUGGCCCGGCCUGUGCGCAGGACGACGACGAGGGGGACUACGAUCUCCUAGCGCUCGCCUUCCCCUCCGAGGAGGACAAUCAGACCGACUUUGUCAAGCAGGUGGCGUCAGCAGUGUUCUACCGCAGCAACAAGCAUGCCUGGCGGCAUCCCGGCAACUAUCUGGUGGUGCUGAAAGAGGAGACGCACAAAUCACAGACAGAGCGCACCAUCCGCCGUCUCCAAGCUCGGGCUGCCAAGCACGGCUACCUCACCAAGAUCCUCCAUGUCUUCCAUGACCUCUUUCCUGGCUUCCUGGUGAAGAUGAGCAGCGAUGUGCUGGAUGUGGCACUGAGGUUACCCCACGUCGACCACAUCGAAGAAGACGCCUUUGUCUUCGCCCAGAGCAUUCCCUGGAACCUGGACAGGAUUGUCCUGGCACCGUCCAGAUCAGAGGAGUACAGUCCGCCCAAUAAAGGUGACCAGGUGGAAGUCUACCUGCUGGAUACCAGCAUCCAGAGUGGACAUCGGGAGAUUGAGGGGAAGGUCACUGUCACUGACUUUGAGAAUGUCCCAGAGGAGGAUGGCACUCGCUUCCACAGACAGGCCAGUAAAUGUGAUAGUCAUGGAACCCACAUGGCUGGAGUGGUGAGUGGCAGGGAUGCUGGUGUUGCCAAAGGAGCCAGCCUUCGGAGUCUCCGGGUGCUGAACUGCCAAGGCAAGGGAACAGUCAGUGGCACGCUCAUUGGCCUGGAGUUCAUCCGCAUGACCCAGCUAGCCCAGCCCUACAGUCCCCUGGUUGUCCUGCUUCCCUUUGUGGGGGGCUACAGCCACACCCUGAACGCUGCCUGUCGGCUCAUGGUGCGCACCGGGGUAGUAAUAAUCGCAGCCGCCGGCAACUACAGGGAGGAUGCCUGUUUGUACUCGCCGGCUUCUGAACCUGAGGUCAUCACUGUGGGCGCCACAAAUUCGCAUGACCAGCCAGUCACCUUGGGAGCCCUGGGGACCAAUUUUGGCCGCUGCGUGGACCUCUUUGCUCCCGGGGAAGACAUCAUCGGUGCCUCCAGCGACUGCAGCACCUGCUUCACCUCUCAGAGCGGGACAUCUCAGGCCGCUGCCCAUGUUGCGGGCAUCACUGCCAUGCUCCUCAAUGCGGAGCCCAGCCUGACCAUCUCAGAACUGAGGCAGAGGCUGAUCCAUUUCUCUGUUAAGAAUGUGAUGAAUGAGGCCUGGUUUCCUGAAGACCAGAGAUUGCUGACCCCCAAUUUGGUGGCCGGGCUGCCAUCCAGCCUCGGAGCAGAGGAACAGUUGUACUGCCGGACAGUGUGGUCAGCCAACUCGGGCCCAACACGGACGGCUGUCGCUGUUGCUCGCUGCGGCGCCAACGAGGAGAUGCUGAGUUGUUCCAGUUUCUCCAAGAGUGGGAAGAGGAGAGGCGAGCGGAUGGAGGUCCGUGAGGGCAGGAGAGAAUGCCUGGCCUACAAUGCAUUUGGGGGACAGGGCGUCCACGCCAUCGCCAGGUGCUGCGUGCUGCCCAGAGCCCAGUGUCACAUCCAGGCAGCUCACCAUGGGGAGGACGGUGGAGAGGUCCGUGCCCGCUGUGAUGAGCAGAGUCAUGUAGUCACAGGCUGCAGCUCCCAUUCCCAAAGGGAGGAGUUCGGGGACCAGGUGAAGCCCAUCAUGAAAAGCCAGCAUGGUCACAGCCAGUGUGUGAGCCGGGGAGAGACCAGCCUUCACGCCUCCUGCUGCCACGCCCCAGACCUGGAAUGCAGGGUGAAGGAGCACGAACCCGAGGGCGAGGGCCCCGUGGAGAAGGUGACUGUAGCCUGUGAAGAAGGCUGGACGCUGACUGGGUGCAGUGCCUACUCCCCUGGCCCAACCACCCUGGGCGCCUAUCCCGUGGAUAACACCUGCUUGGUAUGGAGCCAGGCCAGUGGCCAAGGAGGCCACCCAGCAGCCGCCAUGGUCAUCUGCUGUAAGAACAGGCGGUUGCCGAGGGACCCGCAGGAUUCCCAGUGACAGCUUCCUGGCAGGAUUUGUGGCAGGGAGGGGAGGGAAGGAGGGUCUUUUGUGCUCUGUGUGUUGGGCCUUGGCCAUAGGGUGUCACGGGGACUCUUGGGGCAUCAGCCUUUCCCACUUCUGGAUUUCCUCUCCAUGCCUCGGUGCUGACCACUGCUCAGCAGCCCAGCUGGCCUUGGGCUGGGGCCUCCUGUGACUGUCGCCUUUCUGAGAAGACUCUCUUGCCUCCUCAAAGGAGGGGUGUCCAGCUCUGCCAGAGCUCCUAGAAUGAGCAGGCAGUCCUGCCUGAAGCCCUGGGUGCUGGUGAUUCAAGGUGAGCGGGGAAGCCCCCGGCGCCUGCCCAGUCUUCCCUCCUCCCUCUCUUUCCCUCAUUAGGGACUUGUUUCUUUGGACAUAAGAAACUGCGUUUGCAUACUGUCCUCCUUCUAGAAUGGAAAUCUCUCAGAUGGACCCACACAUGGAGCAGCUUCCAUGGACUGACUAGAGAUCUCUUCCUCCCAGAACCAGGACACAAGUCAAAAGGAGAAGUGCUAGGCCAUCAAGGGGGCAAACAAAGGGGAGAUAAUAGAAACCUCACUGAGGAAUCAGAGACUGUCAGAUCUGGGAGAGUGUCAGAGCUGGGAAGGAACCUAGAACAGGAAAUGUCAGAGCUGGGAGGGACCUUAGAACAUGGAAUGUCAGAGUUGGGUUGGGGGCUUAGAACGAGGAAUGUUGGAACAUAAUGUACCUGUGGGUGUCCUCUUUUAGCCUGUAAAACAAAGGGUUUGUUUGCUAUGUAAACCCAAAGGAGUUCCAUUCCAACCCUGAUAUUCCAUGAUUUGGACAUUGGGAGCAAGAGUUCCUGGAGCAGGGGACUGUGGGAGGGAAACAACAUGGCCCAGCAGCGAUUGCCACCUCGCUCCCCAACUUGGACUGGGCACCAGCCCUGUGGGCCCCAAUUUGACCAGCCAGACCAGGUUGCUUCUCUGAGAUCUGCAGGUACUUCUCACCCUAUCCCCAUCUCUGAAUCCUGCUUCAAGCUGACUGAAGUUGUGUUUACCCCAAGCCAGCCACCAGAACAAAUGAGCCCUUCCUUGCUUUUUCAUUCCCAGCUGAUGCCCAGGCAUCAGACUUGCAGGCCCUGCUCAACCAUCUGUGGAGAUGGAAGUGAAUCCAAGCACUUAUUAUUAUUAUUGUUGUUAACAUCGGCCGUCAUGCUUUUUUGGUCCUUAGGGGGCUCCAGUUUCAAAGGUUUCCCUCUUUUCCCCACCACACUCCCUCUGUGGAUAGCAGUGAAGAGUGAAAAGAGCACAGGCAAUGGGAACUGAGGAACUGGGUUCAAAUUUCACCUUUGCCCUUUGAUACCCCAGGGACUUUCAGCAAUUCUCUUCCUGUCCCUGGGGCACACCUGCUUCUGUUAAAAGAGGAUGUUGGGGGGCAGCUAGGUGGCACAGUGGAUAGAGCACCGGCCCCGGAGUCAGGAGUACCUGAGUUCAAAUCUGGCCUCAAACACAACACUGACUAGCUGUGUGACCCUGGGCAAGUCACUUAACCCCAACUGCCUCACCAAAAAGGAAAAAAAAAAGAGGAUGUUGGACUAGAUGUAGCUGACCCCUGAGGCUCCUCCCCCUUUAGAUGUAUGAUCUGAAAUAGUGGGGCUUAACACGGAUAGAUUUCAAGUUGUCCAUGGACUUGGAUGGGGAAAAAACUUGCAUCUUAUUUUGUUGUCAUUGUUGUUUUUUGUUUUUGUUUUUUAGUGAGGCAAUUGGGGUUAAGUGACUUGCCCAGGGUCACACAGCUAGUAAGUGUUAAGUGUUUGAGGCCAGAUUUGAACUCAGGUGCUCCUGAAUCCAGGGCUGGUGCUCUAUCCACUGCGCCACCUAGCUGCCCCGCAUCUUAUUUUUACUAACAUUUGGUUUCCAAUGUGAUCUUGUAUAUUUUAUUUUAUACAUUUAAAAACAUUAUUCUGGAAAGUCAGUCAAAAAGUAUUUAAGGGGGCAGCUAGAUGGCUCAGUGGAUAAAGCACUGGUCUUGGAUUCAGGAGGACCUGAGUUCAAAUCCAGCCUCAGACACUUGACACUAGCUGUGUGACCCUGGGCAAGUCACUUAACCCUCAUUGCCCUGCAAAAAAAAAAAAAAAAGCAUCUAAGUGCCUACUCUGUGCACAGAAUAGGCCAGGCAAAGGCAAGGAGCUCACAGCCCAGGGGAGAGACAAACCAGAUACAGAUUAGACUGGAGAUAGUCACAGAGAGAAGGCAUUAAGGGAGAGGGGAGGAGGCUUUUUGCAGAAAUGAGCCUUCAGGUGAGAUUUGAAGGUGCCAAGGAAGCCAGGAUGGGGAUAGGAGGCAGUCUCCAGUGGGAAAGCCAGUGACAGCUGAACUGAAAGUUCAGUAUCUCUUUGGAGAAACAAGGAGACAGGCCAUACUCCCUGGAUGCAGAUUGUGUAGAGGACAGGCAGGGAGGGGCUUUAUGUCUGACCCGGGAGGUGAGAGGGAGUUUAUGUAAAAGGGGGUGACAUAGUUGGCCCAAGCCUUCAGAUCACUUGGGCAGUUGAGUGGACUGGAUGAGGGGAGACAUGAGGCAGGCAGCGCCCCCAAGCAGCAGUGGGAGGUGAAGAGCAUCCGUGUCAGGGGGUGGAGGAAGGGCCCAGGGCAUAAAGAAAACUAAGUAGCCUUUCUCUGAGGGCAGGGAAGGGAGUGAACCCCCCCCCCCAGGUCUCUGCUGUGGGAGACCAGCCUUUCCUCUCUAGGGCACCUUGGGGGUUUCCAGAAGAGUUGGACACCAGGAUGGCUGAAUAACAAACAAAAGGAAGAUGGAACCCGGACAGAAUAGCCCUGCCCAUAGUUGAGGCUGCAUUUCACUGCUUCCCUUAAUUUUCUGAAACAUCACUCUUGUUUUUUGUUUGUUUUGAUGGGGCAAUGGGGGUUAAGUGACUUGCCCAGGGUCACACAGCUAGUAAGUGUCAAGUGUCUGAGGCCAGAUUUGAACUCAGGUACUCUUGAAUCCAAGGCCGGUGCUUUAUCCACUGUGCCACCUAGCCGCCCCUGAAACAUCACUCUUGAAGGCAGAAAUAAUGAGGGUGCAGGGACUGGAGUCUGGCCAUGGAUUCCCAUAGUGACAUGCCUGGUUGGCCCUUCUCUUUCUCGUGCCCCUCCAGAGCCACCUAGAACAGCUUCCUGGUUCUUGGGCAGUGUUAGCCCCAGGAAGGUGGACCCAGUCCACCCUAACUUAACUGACCCAUCCACAAGAGGCUUGUGCCUGAGCAUCCAACAGACAGUGACUCACCCUCUCAUCUUGCCUUCCCGGAGAACCUCGGAAUCCAACAGAAAGCAACCAAGUUUGUGAUUCCUCACUUGACUACAGCUGGUUCAGAAAGAUUUCUUUGAAAAUAACAUUUUGAUCUAAAAAUGACAGCUCUUCCUAAGCUUGCCACAGUUUUCAAACCCCAGUUACCCCAAUUCCUUCCUCACCUAGACUGGCUUUGUUCCACAGAGCAUCAGGGUAUCACCAUUUGCUACUGGCAAGUCAUGCAGGAGAUUACCAUCACUGACCCCCAAAAGGUGACCCUUGUCCCCAGCUCCCUCUCUCUGGUAUAUCUUUCUGGACACAGCCUUCCCUGGGGCUUUGCAAGGGGGUAUUUUGGUUUGUUUGUUGGUUUUUUUUUUUACAUAAGACUAACCUUUUCUAGACUUAGCAUUUGACUUUUGUACUUUGAAAGUAUUUAUUCUGGAUUUUGUAGUCUGUUUUAUUAUAGAGCCACUUAAAAAAAAUAAAA
Messenger RNA from Dromiciops gliroides (monito del monte), 6198 nucleotides. It is a transcript of the gene PCSK9, whose product is annotated as proprotein convertase subtilisin/kexin type 9. Gene Ontology annotation, biological process: proteolysis. NCBI's taxonomy places the organism in Eukaryota, Metazoa, Chordata, Mammalia, Microbiotheria, Microbiotheriidae. Bases 375 to 2444 code for a protein of 689 amino acids. The transcript has 12 exons. Gene Ontology annotation, molecular function: serine-type endopeptidase activity. The record is from RefSeq and is a predicted model, not a curated record.